This is a messenger RNA of Magallana angulata, 3706 nucleotides long. Its product is annotated as 5'-AMP-activated protein kinase catalytic subunit alpha-2-like. The record is from RefSeq and is a predicted model, not a curated record. Gene Ontology annotation, cellular component: cytoplasm. Gene Ontology annotation, molecular function: protein serine/threonine kinase activity; ATP binding. Lineage: Eukaryota; Metazoa; Mollusca; Bivalvia; Ostreida; Ostreidae. The coding region runs from base 42 to 1817 and encodes 591 amino acids. The transcript has 22 exons. Gene Ontology annotation, biological process: intracellular signal transduction; protein phosphorylation.
AUUGAAAAACUUGCCCUGGUCAGCAUUUCAAGUCUUGAAAAAUGGCGGAGAAGUCCUCCUCCUCUCAAAACGCACAAGUCAAGAUUGGACAUUACAUUUUGGGGGAUACCCUAGGAAUAGGAACGUUUGGCAAAGUUAAAAUUGCCACACAUCAGCUGACCAAUCAUAAGGUGGCGGUAAAGAUCCUCAACAGGCAGAAGAUCAAGAGUCUCGAUGUUGUCGGUAAAAUCAAGAGAGAAAUUCAGAAUCUCAAGCUUUUUCGUCACCCACACAUUAUCAAACUGUAUCAGGUGAUCAGUACCCCCACAGAUAUCUUCAUGGUGAUGGAGUAUGUGUCUGGGGGAGAAUUGUUUGAUUACAUCGUCAAACAUGGCAAGCUGAAGGAGCCGGAGGCCCGGCGCUUCUUCCAGCAGAUUAUAUCUGGUGUGGAUUAUUGUCAUCGUCACAUGGUUGUUCAUAGAGAUCUGAAACCAGAAAACCUCCUUCUAGACAGCAGCCUCAAUGUUAAAAUUGCUGACUUUGGGCUUUCAAACAUGAUGCAUGAUGGCGAGUUUUUACGUACCAGCUGUGGCUCACCAAAUUAUGCUGCCCCAGAAGUCAUCUCAGGGAAGUUGUAUGCCGGACCAGAGGUGGACAUCUGGAGUUGUGGGGUCAUCCUGUAUGCCUUGUUGUGUGGAACACUGCCAUUUGAUGAUGAACAUGUGCCAACUUUAUUCCGGAAAAUUAAAUCUGGGAUAUUUGCUGUGCCAGAUUAUCUGAACAAAGAGGUCGUCAGUCUGCUGUGUUUGAUGCUGCAAGUGGAUCCACUCAAACGGGCCACCAUAGCCCAAAUCAGGGAUCACGAUUGGUUCCAAAAAGAUUUGCCGACUUACCUUUUCCCCUCGCCUCAAGAUCAGGAUGCAUCCAUCGUAGAAAUGGACGUCAUUCGUGAAAUUUGUGAGAAAUUCGGAGUGACGGAGUAUGAGGUACAACGAGCGUUGCUCAGUAAUGACCCCCACGACCAGCUGAAUAUAGCCUAUCACCUGAUUGUGGACAACCGCAGAUUGGCGGGAGAAGAACCCACCAUUAGUACAUUCACUGAUGUGGAGUUACAGGAGUUUUACCUGGCCUCGAGUCCUCCCCCUGAUUCCUUCCUCUUGGCAAAGCAGUCGCAUAUACUGGGCACACCGACCCCCCAGGAACAUGCGUCCAGUCCCAUGAGACCCCACCCAGAGAGAAUGCCAGAAAUGAAGAACACAACACACACUCUGGAGCCUGUCUCUAGUGCCAAGCAGCUAGGGGCUCAGGCAAAGAAGGCCAAAUGGCAUUUAGGAAUAAGAUCUCAGAGUAAACCAUUGGAUAUCAUGCAUGAAGUAUUCCGAGCCAUGAAAACGUUGGACUAUGAAUGGAAGAUCGUGACUCCAUACCAUGUUCGCGUUAGAAGGAAGAAUCCAGUCACAGGGCGUUUUUCCAAGAUGAGUCUACAGCUGUACCAGGUGGACCAGAAGAGUUACCUGCUGGACUUUAAGAGUCUGUCCAACGUGGAGAUCCACGAGUCCAUGUCCUCCUCGUCCUCCCUGGAGGGCGGCCGCAUGCCCCUAUCUCCCCCCUCCUCCUGCUCCGACCUAGAUCCCGUCACCGACACUGUUCUGUUAAUGCCUGAUCCUGCAGCAUCUGAAGCACAAGUUAUCAGUAACCAUGAAUCUGCUUCAACCAGUGAAAGUUUCUGUAGCAACCUAGACGAGAAAAUGGACAUAGAUGAGGAACAGCCUAGGCAGCAUCAGACCCUGGAGUUCUUUGAAAUGUGUGCAAGUCUCAUCACCACACUGGCCAGAUAGAGAACCACUCCGUUGGACCAAGGUCUUCUGCGACCAGUGAUGUGUAUUACUGGUCACCAAACAUUAGAUUUUAGAAAUAUUUUGUUAUACUUGUAAACGCUUCCUAAUUAUGUAUCUUUGCUGAAGGAUCUUUGUCCAUGUCCAGGUAUGUUUAGCAUCAUCUGAGAGGCCAAUGCUUCAACUGUGCAAUAUGAGAUAACAUGAGAAUACCAAACACUGUCAAAACACCAGUUCUGUGUUGUUGCCUGUCCCUGACUACAGGGGUGGUCAGUGAGAGGCUUGGUGUGGGAGAGUGAUAGACAGGUGCCCCUGCUCUGUGAUUGGUUAAUGUGGGUGGAUGGGAAAGACGUAGGAUCUUGUGAUAGUUAAUGUCAGCAUUGGUGAUAAGCUGCAGAUUUGUCUGCCCUUUUUAUGUCUACUCAUCUUUUAAUAUUUUUAUCUUUUAGAGAAGGCAUUACAGGCAUUUAUGUUUGAUACAGAUAUGAUGUACAUGAUGCAACUUUGAAAAAUGGCAGAUUAAGUUUAAAAAUGAGUUUAUUUCAGUAUAUACUAUUAUACAUGUAUAAAAACCAGAUUUACUUGUAGUAAACUUUACUUAGAACCUGUGACACCAACUUCAGGUGUUAUGACUUCUUGUUGAUUUCGUUAACCAUGUUGCACUACUGUUUACUUUAAACUCUGCUAUACUUACGGUACGAGUAUAUACAAAUGUACUUGUUUUUGAUACUGCAAACAGCUAUCUGUUUUUGCAUUACAGAGACAGUCAUGAUAAAUUUUACUGUAUUCUUGAAUCAACUGUCCACUUAAAAAUGUUUUAGCAGGGAAUAAGAACAUUUCUAGAAUUGCUUCAUAAUUUUGUUGUAUUUUAAAAGUGACUAUGUGGAAACAAAAUUAGCAUAUUCAUAAACUUUGUAAAACAAUGCAUCAUUGAUAUUUUGUCCAAAGACAAAUUGUUAAAGGUUCAUCAGACUUUGGAUUUAAUUGAGUUAUUUACAAGAAUGGAGGUGAGACAGUUGUGUGUGUGUGAUGAUCUAUCACUGAAUGACUCUAAUGCUCACCCUAUUUAGUAUUUUAAGUACAGAGAGAGAGAGAGAGAGGUCUGUUCUGUGGCAGCUGUUAAUGCCUCGGAUUUUGGAGUCUGAGCCUGCCCCAUGGCAGCUAGGUUUUGUACAUACACAGUGUGAUAGACCAAUGAGAGAGCACCUGCCUAAACAGAAUAUUGUAGCUCCUUCGAAUGUUGAACAAUUAAAUCAUUACAUGACUGAUGAAUAAGAAGUGAUUUAAUGUGAUUCUUCAGAGAGACAAUAUUCUUUACCAAAUCUCAAACAAUGAAAAAGUAUGUAGGAAAUGUAGUUGAAUCAAAUGUAGGAAACCUACGGUAAAACUUCCUUGCACCGAUUACAAUAAGGGAGACUUGUGAGGCUUGUCAGGAUAAAAUGAUUUGAAUGAAUACUGGUAUAUCUUUUUAUUCAGAAAAACUCACAUAUUUUCUUUUGAAUCAUCCGAAAGGAUAAUUUUUACUUUGAAUAUUAUAACAUAAUUUAUUGUAGAAAAUAAUUGCCAAAGGUAUCUGAAAUUGUUAAUUUAUAUUCAGUUUAUUUGAUUAAAAGUAUCAGAGUUAAGGAUGUGCAUGCACUCUUGUAAUGUAUUUAGUAAUGUAUUUAAGAACCCUGAUUAUUCACUGCUUAAUGGCUAUGUCAUUCACAGGUUUGUUGUUUGUUUACAUCACAAACUGUUGUUGAUUUUAUGUAUUGCUUUGGGUUACUCCUUAUUUAGAUGUGAUCCCUUGCAGUGGAUAGGGAUGGGUUUUCUGUUGUGAAUGUUAAAAUUUAAUACUUAUGUACAGUGAUUUAUCAUACAUUAUGAAAAUUAAAGCACUCUUUAAAUUA